AUGGCGCAAGAACCUCGACCUCCAUUCGCCACUUAUCUCAUUCCCUCCUUCCAUUUCUUUUUCCGCAGACGCUCACACGAUCAUGAAUCGCAGAGGCAGAGACAGCAGUCUACUUCUAGCACCGUCUCCGACAAUGUACCUUCGCUAAGCUAUUCCCCCCCAAAUACUCUCCGAUGCAUCACCUGCGCUACGGACAUUGCUCUUGCAUCACAAAUCGUCUCGAAAGGCUUCACAGGCCGUCAUGGUCGCGCGUACCUAGUUUCGGCUCCCAUUUCGCUUUCUCAGGCUUCAUAUCCACCUCCAAUUCCUAAUUCUACCAACAAAGACCAUGAGUGGAAGCCGGAUGAGCUUAUCAAUACUAAGACCGGAAGGAGGGUGAAUAGAGAGUUGUUGACUGGUAUGCAUGUUGUGGCAGACGUUAGUUGCAAUAUUUGCGCUACCACGUUGGGCUGGAAAUACGUGGAUGCGAAGGAGCCAAGUCAGAAAUAUAAAGUUGGGAAAUUCAUUUUGGAGAUGAAGAGGGUGGUGUUGAGAGUGGGAUGGGAGGAUGUGACGGAUGAUGAGAUAGAUGAGGAUGAUGGUGUGAGAGAGUAUUUGGAAGAGGAGGGAGAAGGAGAGGAAGGUGGACCAGUGGUGUUUGAUAGCGAGGAUGAGGACGAGUGCGAUGAUCUCUUUGCUGGCGUGUGGGACGCAGAAGUGGUGAGGAAGAGGAGGGGAAGAAGAGUUGGAGGUUGGAAGAGAGAUUAUUGA
Mollisia scopiformis is the source of this 750-nucleotide messenger RNA. RefSeq names its product yippee-domain-containing protein. The transcript is spliced from 2 exons. NCBI's taxonomy places the organism in Eukaryota, Fungi, Ascomycota, Leotiomycetes, Helotiales, Mollisiaceae. The record is from RefSeq and is a predicted model, not a curated record. The coding region runs from base 1 to 750 and encodes 249 amino acids.